Alternaria incomplexa is the source of this 1065-nucleotide messenger RNA. RefSeq lists its product as uncharacterized. The record is from RefSeq and is a predicted model, not a curated record. Bases 1 to 1065 code for a protein of 354 amino acids. Gene Ontology annotation, molecular function: S-adenosylmethionine-dependent methyltransferase activity. NCBI's taxonomy places the organism in Eukaryota, Fungi, Ascomycota, Dothideomycetes, Pleosporales, Pleosporaceae. The transcript has 2 exons. Gene Ontology annotation, cellular component: mitochondrion. Gene Ontology annotation, biological process: mitochondrial respiratory chain complex I assembly.
AUGGCAUCCUUUUCGAUCCGCGCUUUCAUCCCACCACUGAAACGACGAUGUUUGCCCCUCCAAACCACCCGGCGGUAUGCGGUACAAGCGCCGGGCGCUCCAAUGAUGGAGAUAUUCAGUGGCCAACAGAAGUGGUUACAGAAGGAAAGAGCCGCAGCAGACAAAGAGAACAGCAGAGGUGUAGACUACCUCAGAGAUGAGGUGGCAUCCAGGCUGUGUGAGCGAGUAUUAGAUAUAAAUCGGCAUUUUCCCAAAGUCCUCGAUCUCGGUGCAAACGCAUGCAAUUUAUCCCGCGCACUUACUCUACCCUCCGAAGACGCCCCAGACAAAGGCCCUCGAUCCAAGCGAAUCGGCACCAUCACAGCCGCAGACUCGUCGGAAGCGCUCUUAUACCGCGACGCCGAUCUGCCCUUUAACAAGGAGAUCGAUAUCGUACGCGAGGUCCUGUCGACAUCGGAGCUAUUACCAUACGAAGCGAACUCUUUCGACGCCGUCUUGAGCAGCCUGAGCCUACAUUGGAUCAAUGACUUGCCCUCGGUGUUGGCGCAAGUGAACAACAUCCUAAAGCCAGAUGCUCCUUUCAUAGGCGUCAUGAUGGGAGGAGACAGCCUCUACGAGCUUCGUACGUCUCUGCAACUAGCAGAGUUGGACCGAAGAGGUGGUGUCUCAACACAUACCUCGCCACUAGCGGACGUGAAGGAUGUGGGUGGACUGCUACAAAAAGCCGGCUUCAAUCUCCUCACCGUGGACGUGGAUGAUAUCGUAGUCGACUAUCCCGAUACCUUCUCGUUGAUGAAGGACCUGCAGGCUAUGGGCGAGUCCAACGCUGUGCUUGCACGAGAGAAGGGGCCAAUCCAGAGGGACGUACUACUGGCCGCUGAAGCUAUAUACAAGGAACUUCAUGGCAACGAAGAUGGCACGCUUCCUGCGACUUUCAGGUUGAUUUACAUGAUUGGUUGGAAACCUAGUCCCACUCAAGCUAAACCGCUUGAGCGGGGGACGGGUAUGUUCAGCAUCAAGGACCAUCUAGAGAAGAAUGGUAAGCCUGGUGGGGACAAGGAAUAG